CGCUUUCCUCUGACUACCUGACGCUUGCCGUUAUUUCCCCUUACAACAGAGAAGGAAAUGUGACGACACCGUUUGAUCUUCUAUGUACUCUCACAACCCCGCGCCCGCUCUUACUUCAGUCAUGGCUCUCGUCGUCCUGCUCCUAACUCAUCUCCUGCACUUGGCCCAAGACUCUCAUGGCUUUAAUAUCGAUGUUCAGCAGCCACAGAUGUUUCGCCAGAAUGGCAUCAAGCAGUUUGGAUACAGAGUGCGGCAGUUUGACUCCAAUGAUGAAAAAUGGAUUAUUGUCAGCGCCCCCCACAAGAAGCAGAGCCCUAAUGACAGAGCUGGAGGAAUCUUCAAGUGUAUGAAUGGAACAGCAGACUGUCAGUCCAUAAACAAUCCAGGGUCUGAACAGAAUUUGCCGGUAGGCCUGUCCCUGUCUACUAACGGCUCGUCUCUGCUCACAACCUGCAGCCCUGUGUUGGCCCACGAGUGCGACAAGAACAUGUACUUCAAUGGAAUCUGUUACACCUACGACAAGGGGCUCAAUCUCAUAGAGAAGGACACGGUUACACCCCUUUACCAAGAAUGCACCAAACGCAACAUUGACCUGGUAUUUCUAUUUGAUGGCUCUGAAAGUCUUAAGGGUGAUGAUUUCACAAACAACAAGAAUUUCAUCAUUGACAUCAUGAAGAACUUGACCAACACUUCCAUACAGUUUGCUGCAGUGCAGUUCUCUUCGGAUGUUCGCACAGAGUUCAAUUUUUCCAGCUAUCAGGAAAUUAGAGACCCGGAGAAACUCCUGGCCAAUGUGCAGCAUAUGAAGCAGUUGACCAACACACACAACGCCUUGGAUUACACGAUUGGAAAUCUUCUGUACAACACCAAAUAUGGAGCAAAAGAGAAUGCGACCAAAGUGCUGCUGAUCAUCACAGAUGGGGACCCCACUGACUAUAACGAUGAUUACAAUUACGUGACCAAACGUCUGGACGAAAAACACAUCAUCAGAUAUGUCAUUGGGAUUGGCAAUGUGAAGAUUGAAAAUCUGAAGAGCCUGGCUUCUGAACCCAGAAACAACAACACCUUCUAUAUUGACAACUACAAAGGCCUCAAAGGUAUCCUGGACAACCUGCAGGCUAAAAUCUACAACAUUGAAGGUGAGAAGAACGCAGACAGCAGGUCCUUUGUAAACGAGAUGUCACAGAGCGGGUUCAGCGUAGCCUAUGCUGAGGACCGCCUGUUUCUGGGAGCUGUUGGGACCUCGGACUGGGCUGGCUCAGUUCUAGAGAUGAAGCCUGACGUGAAAACUCCAGUCAUUCUUCCCAUGGCCCCUGACAAGGACACCUACCUUGGAUACUCCAUAGCAGUAGGCCACCUAGGGAAGGCCUCCCUGGUCAUAGCUGGUGCUCCAAGAUACAAACACAAAGGCAUGGUGGACAUCUUCUACAAUUCUGGGAAACUCUGGGAGAGAGUGCAGAAUCUUACUGGAGAUCAGAUCGGCUCAUACUUUGGAGGUGAAGUGUGCGCAGUGGACCUGAACAGUGACGGCUUCACCGACAUACUGCUAGUGGGAGCGCCACAAUACUACAAGCCUAAAACAGAAGGCAUGGUCUAUGUGUACCGUGUGGGAGCGGCGCCCACUGUUACAUUUCUUUUCAACGUGAGUGGAGAAACUGGGUUCCAGUCGGCCCGUUUUGGUUCGUCCAUUUCCAUGAUCCAAGAUCUCAAUGAGGACGGACUGAUGGACAUCGCCAUUGGUGCCCCGCUAGAGGAUGACAACAGAGGCAGCGUGUACAUUUUCCAUGGAUCAGCAAACGGCAUGAACUCCAGGUACUCACAGCGAAUCGAGGGACGUCUUCUGUCCCCGGACCUCCAGUUCUUUGGACAGUCGAUUCACGGAGCGAUGGACAUCAAUGGAGACGCGCUCACUGAUAUUGCUGUUGGAUCCCUCGGCACAGUCGUUUUACUCAGUUCCAGGCCAGUCUUGAAUGUCACGGCUAAAAUCCUCUUUGAACCCAGUGAGAUCUCGAUCAGCCGCUUUGACUGCCUCUCCGAAGGCAAGGAGGAAUCUGUAGGGAACGUGACUGUUUGCUUCCGGGUGUGUCGAGCAAACGGAAGGAAUUCAGACGACGUUAUCAAUAUCUCCUACUGGCUGGAGCUGGACAGUUUUCGUCUGCGCAGCAGAGCUUUCUUUGGGAACAACAAGAGGCUGCUACCCAAAGUGACACUGAUGGCUGUAGGAGAACACUGUUUUCCAUAUGAUGUCCAGAUGCCAAAAUGCGUGGAGGACACUUACUCACCUGUCAAAAUUAAGCUGAACUUCACUCAGAUUGAGCUUCUGAACAUGGAGGGUCGUCUGACGGCGAUCCUGAAUCAAGCAAGUGAGACCACAGUGCUAAGCGAGGUUGCAUUUGAGAAGAGCUGCGGAAAGAACGUCACUUGCAUUGCAGACUUGCAGCUGAGUGCCAGCUUCUCCAAUGUGCGCUCUCUGAUUGUGGGGGCUCAGCGUCGCCUGAAUGUGACAGUCCUGCUGGAGAACGUUGGUGAUGAUUCCUACAACACAACCCUCUCGUUCUUCUACCCGCCGGCGCUAUCCUUCGCUAAGAAUGAGCUAAUCCAGUUCAAUAGGAAAGCCACAGCCAGCUGUCAUGACGGGAGAGACAUUGAAAGCGGUGGGCGGACCAUAUGCAAAGUCAGCCCCCCAAUAUUCCCUGGUAAGACAAUGGCCGUGUACCUCAACAUGUUUGACAUCAACUUUAACAGCGCAUGGAAUGAAACGAUAGAAAUGAACAUCCGAGUAGCAAGUGGCAACAGAAACGCGUCUGCUGGAAACACGUCUGUGACGAUAAGCCUUCCCAUUCAGUAUGCUAUCAACGUGAUGAUCAGGGGUGAGGAGUCUACCACGUUCAUGAACUUCUCCACAAAUGUGCAGGAGAAGAAGAUUCUCACCCACAAGUAUCAGGUGAAGAACAUCGGGCAAUAUGUUCUCCCCGUCAACAUCACCUUCUACCUGCCAGCUGAGUUCAAUCAGACCUUCACGUGGAACUCGGGCGAGCCUUUCACGAAGAAUGCAAACUGUUCCCAAAAGAAAGUCGAGGAGAAAACUGAAGAGAUGAAACAGGAAUGUCCUGCAACCCGAUGUAUCGUGUACCACUGCGAAAUCAAAUCUCUCAACCAAUCAACACCCGUCUACUUCACGUUUGAAGGGGAGGCGUAUUUCAACAUGUCUGCGCACCCAAAGAAACUGGGCUUUUCAUCUGAGACCAAGAAUGUGACGAUUCAGAGCAAGGCCUAUCUUACAUAUGACCAGAACCUCUAUGUUCAGUUUGGUACGGAGGAUUCCAAAAGACAGGGUCGCUACCAUACUGCUGAGAUCUCGACGCAUGUAGACCUGACCAUUGAGCUGAACCUGCAUUUUGUUUAUGGUGUGGGAGCUGGUGGCGGUCUUCUGUUUCUAUUACUUCUCAUCGUUGUUUUCUAUAAGUGUGGCUUUUUCAAGCGUAAGAAAUUUGAUGAAGAUGAGCAAGGAGAUAGCAUGAAUUUUGAAGCGGAAUUGGAUCAAAUGAGCACCUUGCCCUCCAAGGAUACACAAAAAAAUGAUGUGGCCGAUGGAGAAAAGAAACCUCCGACUGAAAAAGACCCACUCAGUGGUGAAUAGUUGACAGCUACAACAAUAGGAGGGGAACCAGGCCUUGGCUGGAGGAGACUGGCUGGUGGUUCUUCAAGAAGGACUCUGGCCUACACUGGAGAUUAACCCAAUUGUAUUCUUUGGACACAACCACUUCAAAUGGCAAUCGAAUUGUGUGAACUGUCAGACUAGAGCGGACACUAGUGGAUCUCAGAUUGCGACCAGAAAAUUAAUGACUUAUCCACAUUUUCCAGCUAGAUGAUAUUACCAGAUAACGUCCUUCAAUUGGGAAUUUCUACACAUCUGAGGAACGUUUCAUUCUUUAUCAUUGAUGUGAAUAAUUUUCUUGACUAAUAUGCAGACCAACAGCUAUUUUUCAUUUAUUUAUUUUAAAAUCGAUAAAAAUGUGUUUUUUUAGUUGCAUGAACUAAGAAGGUACAUGUUGUAUUCAAGCUCCCGGAUAAACUUCAAUGCAAAAAAAUUGGUGACACGAUCAGAGACGCAGAGCUGUACAGUAAGGGUACACGAAUCAGUGGCCUGUCCCUCCAUUUAUUGUUCUGAAGCUAAACUUGAGAAGUCAAAGUUAUUAGCAAUUGUGGAGCAAUAGCCAUAAUGACUAUAAAUGUAAAUGUAUAUCGCACUUAUCAAGUGGUUUUAUUUGACUGCUGCCUCUUUCCUGAUUUCCACGGGACUGACGUGAACGUACAUUUGUGAGUCAAGCAAACCUUAAUCAGUGAAUGACCUUUCUACAUCAUCAUUCUUACAAAUAUAAUACAAUAUAAAACUACAACAUGGCUGUGAUAGACUCUCUGGCUACUCAUAUAAUUAUAUCUAAUGCUGCAGCUCUCAUGAGACGUUCUUAGCAAGAUAACGCCACAGAUGGCAGGCCAAAGGGUAAUUUUCUGUGCUUUAGUACAAAUAUUUGGAAUUAAUUAAUCAUUGUGACGUCUGGCAUUUCAGCUGAUAAUUACAAUUUGAGCCGAAAUAGGCAUAGUCAAGCUAAUGACACAGCAACAUGGCUUUACUUUGAAUUGCUCUCUCAUUGCUGUUUGAGCAUUAUAAAAAGUUUUAUAAUCACUCCAGUUCUUUAGAGAAAGUAUUUUUAAAGGUAAUCUAAGAUAAAAAUGAACUCGUGUUGGAUUCCCUGCAUUCGAAAGCAUGCCUAGAUUUUACGAAACCCACUGAAUGAGUCGUUAUUGACAAUUCAGUCCACCACGAAAAAAAUCCUGACGACUCCAGAGAUAUAAUGACAAAAAAAAAGGAAAUACACCAUUAAGAAAGGUCUGGGGGCAUUUUUAGUGAAAUAGCAAAUAUUGUGUGACACUAGCGGUCGCUGUUGCCCCGUGAAACCCACCAGACAAACGUCCAGACACCAGGUAAAAGUACCAGAAAUAAUUUUAAUUUCUUCUUUCUGAUCUUGUGCCACAGUAGACACCACAAACACCACCAUAAACAAAUAAAUCAAUAAUCAAUAAUACAAUAAAUCCUUCUCUCCUCCCAGCAGCUCCGUCACACUACCACCCAACUCUGGCUCAGCUUGCUGGGUUUCCCAUAGUCCUUUAAAUAGUCCAUGACCUGUCCUUCAGUCCAUGUGAUUCACUAGCACUUCCCGGUCAGUUGAAGACUUAUAUUUUUCUUACUUCUGUUCUUCCAUCCCCGUGACUAGGGAAAAUAGAAAUCCCUGUGUCUCCCUGCAGCGUCACCUGAUGGCACCCAUGGCACCCAGCCAACUCCAUCUCUUACGAUGCCCUGCAGGAAUCCGGGGCACCUCCAUGCUGCAGGGAGGACUCCAUCUAGCGGCCUGGAUGUGUUGGCCGGGAUAAGCUGCCGGCCAUCGCUCACAUCUGAAAGAUCCGUUUACUUUAUGCUUUGUUCUUAGACCCUCUUUUUAUUAAAGAAACUCACAAUCCUGCUGACUACACCUUUUUUAUUAUCCUAAACAGACCAUAAAGGAUUAAUUUCUUCUGUUUUAGUCUGGGUUGAGUAGUGUUUUCAUAGUUUUGGAAAUUAAAUACAUUUAUUUCUUGUU
Erpetoichthys calabaricus (reedfish) is the source of this 5639-nucleotide messenger RNA. RefSeq names its product integrin alpha-D-like. The transcript has 31 exons. Gene Ontology annotation, biological process: cell-cell adhesion; integrin-mediated signaling pathway; cell-matrix adhesion. The record is from RefSeq and is a predicted model, not a curated record. The coding region runs from base 83 to 3640 and encodes 1185 amino acids. Gene Ontology annotation, molecular function: integrin binding. Gene Ontology annotation, cellular component: external side of plasma membrane; integrin complex. Lineage: Eukaryota; Metazoa; Chordata; Cladistia; Polypteriformes; Polypteridae.